Caenorhabditis briggsae is the source of this 525-nucleotide messenger RNA. The record is from RefSeq and is a predicted model, not a curated record. The transcript has 6 exons. NCBI's taxonomy places the organism in Eukaryota, Metazoa, Nematoda, Chromadorea, Rhabditida, Rhabditidae. Bases 1 to 525 code for a protein of 174 amino acids.
AUGACCGAUGGACCACCAUUAAUGUUCAAUCGAGCGUUCUUCGAGAGAAAGGAGAACUGGUUGAAGAUUUUGCAGUUGCGUUCAAAAGGUGGCAAAAGCAAAAGCCAAAGCUGGCUGGCUUCGCCUUGGGUAUUUGGUUUCAUCACAUUCCUCACCAACUACUGGUGCUAUCCAAACCCACAUUUUCUCUACUGCGGAGAGAGAUACUUCACUUCUUCCCAAGUGUUCCAAUUGGCUGUUUUCAAUGGAUUCUGCAUGUUUCUCACUAUUUCUCUGAUUAUCGCAAACGUCGCCGGCGCCUAUGACGCAUUCUACAAGACCAAUCCAUACCUUUUAGAGCGCUACUUGGUCUAUCUCCAGACAUUCUUGUACUCGGUAGCCUAUAUUACACUGGUGGUGGAUUAUGAAAACAGCCCGUAUGCUAAAGCAUUCACCAUUCCAUUGAUUUCUACCACCUUUACCCUUCUCGUCUAUGUCAUUGAUGCUCUAAUGAAGUGCCGUCGUAAAAAUCCAAUCGGACAUUAA